This is a messenger RNA of Contarinia nasturtii (swede midge), 1376 nucleotides long. RefSeq lists its product as uncharacterized. NCBI's taxonomy places the organism in Eukaryota, Metazoa, Arthropoda, Insecta, Diptera, Cecidomyiidae. Bases 200 to 1369 code for a protein of 389 amino acids. The record is from RefSeq and is a predicted model, not a curated record. The transcript is spliced from 3 exons.
GAUCACAACGAUUUAAGUCUUUGUUCACGUUCGUCACUUUUCUUCCAGCAACGACAAAAAAAACGAAAGUGUUAAUCGUACCAAAUGUAUCUUGACAGUGUGCUUGACGAGUUUGCAAUUUAUUAGAAGAUACACGAACAUUUCGUCAUUUUUUUCAUUCAUUUACUGUGUUAUAGUUGUUCUGUCUUGCAAUUCAAUUAUGGAUUCACUUCGAUCGUGGAAAUUGAUUGGCAUUAUGUUAGUUUGUAUUGUAUAUUGUUUGAAUAAUAAUCUUGCAUCGGCCGUUGCAAUCGAUAGUCUCAACGAAAGCGAAAGUGAUACCCAUGAUUCAUUCAAUCCAAGUGAAAUUUGGUCACCUCUACUCGAAGAGCUUACAAUUAAUUCAAAUGUAACCCGGCAGGCUCGAGCAUUACAAUCAUCGUACAAAUAUAUUCCCACAUCAAAUAACUAUCUCAAUCGACGUGUGGACAAUCUCAUGCCAUUGGGACCGGCAGCCUUGAAGCAAAAUUUCAAUUUCAAUGGUCCAAGCAACAGUGGCAGUCGACCAAAUAAUUUUUUUAACAAUCGUAUAUCACAAAAUGGUCCCGAAGUAUCCGAAACGGAUUUGUAUUUACUGAGCGCCAUCGAGAAAUUGGUGUAUCGUGUUGAUUAUAUGGAGCGACGCUUACGCAAAACCGAACAACUUGUUUACUAUUUGAUGGCUGGAAAUAAUGAACAUAAAAAGGAAACAUAUGAAAAACCAUGCGCAAUGAACUUCACACGAAUCGGAGACAAUUGUUAUUUGUUCGUGGUUAAUCAACCGGCAAAUUGGAAAGCAGCCAAUAGCGUAUGUCGAUCAUAUGGUGCACACUUGGCCGAACUGGAUGGUUCGAAUGAAAAUAACGAUAUGGCCGCCUAUUUAUUGAAUCAUCAACAACUUUUGAAUGGACAUGGUAACUUUUGGUUGGGCGCAUUGAACCCGGGACUUUUAUGGAUUUGGUCAUCUUCAGCACGUCCAGUUAAUCCCAAUGUUAAUGUAACCCAAAUACAUAAGAUCAAUCAAGCGGAUACGGUAAUGCCAAAGGUCACAACCAAAAUAAAUGACGAUAGUAGGAAGGGAUUGAAAAAGGGAUCGAACACAAAUUCAACGGUCAUUCCGAUUGAAAAGAAAAUUGAAAACACAAAAAUAACUAACAAACCACCAACGAAUGAGAAAGAUAUGAAAAUUGAAGGGAAUGGCCGGUGUUUGGGUUUAUCGUAUAGGGCGGACAAACACAUUUAUCAAUUGUACGGUCUUGAUUGUAACGGCCAGCAACGGUUUGUAUGUGAGCUACCACAAGAUCAUAUUGACAAUGAAAUCGAUCGCAUCGCCAAAAAACUAUUCCAUUAAAAUUAAA